CUGGGAGUAGUCACCGACUCCGUACCGCACCGCACCGCGUCACUCAGUCGGUGGAUGGACGCCAGUGAGGGAGGGUGUGCUGCAUGCGCGCACAAAGGAUAUUUCACGCACGUCGCCCCUGGCUGGUCACAAACUUUUUAGGCUUUACGUUAGUGGAUGUCGGGAAGCAUCAGCCAGUGGCCUUGGAGAGCUCGCCUUAUGGAUAGGAGUGAGUGAGAGUGACAGGGAGCUACACCCCACACACCGCGCCGCACACCACAAAGCAUUUAAGAAUCGUGACUGAGAGUUGACAGACGAUGGUGCAGCAGGCGGCCACUUGGUGGAGGCGAGAGGCUGCUGCUGCUGCUGCUGUUGAUGUUUCUGCUGCUGCUGCUGCUGGUCAACCAUGUGACUGAUGGUCCACAAAGUUGAAAGUGACAGCACCGUGCUUGUAACUUCGGGAUGAGGGUCACGUUCAAGUCGCUGGUGUUGUUGGCGGCGACUGCCAGCUUCUGUAUGGUGAUCUUCAACAUUUCCACUCACCGCCCUACGCAGCAACUCCACUCCCGCACCGCCCACAUCACCUUCAGAGACCUGCCGGCUUACAGGCACUCCCUAGACACUGAGGGCGUCCUCCCACAACCUAUAGACAUCCCUGGCGUCCUGAGCACAUCGCCACGUGUCCUUCUCAAUGCAUCAGGAGUUGUGGCUGCUCCGUGUGGGUACGACUGCCACCCACCAAGAAACAAGUCGGCAGAGACACCAACCCGCUUUAACAAUGCCGGAGUUCCUCAGCAGCAGCAGCAGAACUCUGACACAGAACAGCUGUGCAAUCGUACAUGUAGACUGAACAGACUGAGCAAGAAAGGUCUCAUCAGGCAUAAUAUGUACAUCUCCAGGGUGCAGGUGGAGAAUGUGACACUGCCGGGGUCAUGGACUGUGACAAGUGAGCUGGUGGGCCGUCUUUCACAGCGAAAGAGACACGUGGAGGAGACCUGCAGGCGUUAUGGGCUGGACAAAGCCAACAGGACCUACCAGCCCAAUGCUUGGGAAUUCCUUAUCAAUGAGGAGCACAAUUUGACAUGGUGCAAUGUAUUCAAAGCAGCGUCAUCCACAUGGUUUUACAACUUUAACCUCUUGGCAGGCUUCUCAGAAUUUGAGCUCCUCCACACCAAGGAGUCACCUGUCACUCUGGCUCGAAAACGUUACAAAAGACCCAGUGUAGAGGAACUGAACAGAAUCAUGAACAGCACUCAGCGUCCACUCUUCUUCAUGAUUGUGCGGCAUCCCUUUGAGCGCCUCGUCUCAGGAUACAGAGACAAGAUCCUGUCAGGAAACAGAUACUACAGUAAGCUAUCAAGAGCUGUGGCCAAGGCCUACCAAAACCUUGCACCGGGUGUGAAGGACAGAGAGUGGAAAUGGCCCAAGGCUGGCAGACCCUCUGGGUCGAAGGUUAUAGCCACGUUCCCUCAAUUUGUACAGUUCCUUCUGGAUGAGACAUCCAAAGGCAACAAGUUGGAUGAGCACUGGACUCCGAUGAGCACCUUCUGCACCCCAUGUCUGGUGCCAUUUGAUGUGUUUGCCAAGGUUGAAACACUCCAGGAAGAUGGAAACUACAUCAUAUUUUCAUCUGGCAUCAAGGAUAUCAUCAAGCCUAAAAUGAUCAACCGUGCUCGUGAUGGCCCUACCAAAGAGGUGGCAAGCAAGUUCUUGUGUCAGCUUACCAAAGAACAGAUGGAUGGACUUAUAGAAAUGUACAAGUUGGACUUGGAACUGUUCCAGUAUGAUGUAUCAAAAUAUCAAAAAUGUGUAAGGGAGUCUGACAAAACUAAUCCCUCUUCACAGGGUGCCUAGUGUUCCCACACAACUAUAACUGUGCUGUGAUCUCCUCAGCCUUAGGCAACAAUGGUGGCAAUGUGGCAGGACUGCCUCCAUGUAGCCCAACUGUGAUGGACUUAAAGAAUUCAAACUUUAUUUCUUGCUACCCCGUAAUUCAGCCAGAUCUUGUCUGGUUGACACAAAUGUGCCACAUUGUUUCCUGAGAAGUGCCUCUCCAAACCACAUUUUUUAGUGUGUGUGUGUGAGCGUGCAUUCUUGAAUGUGUAUGUGCAUGUGUGCUUGAAUGCGUGUGUGCUUGUGUGCCUGAAUGCAUAUGUGUAUAGGUGCGUCAGUGUUGGCAUAGGCAAGUCAUUGAUGUAGUCAUCUAUAUCAUCAGAUAUACAGACAUAGACAAGUCAACUGCAUUAUAUACUAUAGGCACACACACACACACACACACACACACACACACACACACACACACACACACACACA
Messenger RNA from Portunus trituberculatus (swimming crab), 2292 nucleotides. RefSeq names its product carbohydrate sulfotransferase 11-like. Gene Ontology annotation, molecular function: sulfotransferase activity. Gene Ontology annotation, biological process: carbohydrate biosynthetic process. The transcript is spliced from 10 exons. Gene Ontology annotation, cellular component: membrane. NCBI's taxonomy places the organism in Eukaryota, Metazoa, Arthropoda, Malacostraca, Decapoda, Portunidae. Bases 442 to 1833 code for a protein of 463 amino acids. The record is from RefSeq and is a predicted model, not a curated record.